GGGAGGAGUCCGUGGGGCUACCAAUGAAGACCCCGUCGAGCGCAGGGAUUCCAGUCUUCAAGAGGGUUUGGUAGUGAGUGGGUCGAACUACCCUGGGAUAUUAUAUACUUUAUAUUUGUGUAAAUAGCUCCUAUUUUAUAAAACAGAAUGGCAGACAAGGAGGAACAAGUACAGCGGGCAAAACUCGCAGAACAAGCCGAAAGGUAUGAUGAUAUGGCUGCAGCCAUGAAACAGGUUACAGAAACUGGGGUCGAAUUAUCAAACGAAGAACGAAACCUUCUGUCAGUUGCCUACAAAAAUGUUGUAGGUGCCCGAAGAAGUUCGUGGCGAGUCAUAUCAUCAAUAGAACAGAAAACAGAAGGGUCAGAGAGGAAGCAACAAAUGGCAAAAGAAUACAGAGAAAAGGUCGAAACAGAGUUAAGAGAAAUUUGCCAGGAUGUUUUGGGUCUACUUGACAAGUUCCUCAUCCCCAAGGCCUCUAACCCUGAAUCUAAGGUAUUUUACUUGAAGAUGAAGGGUGAUUAUUAUAGGUACCUGGCUGAAGUAGCUACAGGAGAUGCACGAGCGGUCGUGGUGGACGACUCUCAGAAGUCGUACCAAGAAGCCUUCGACAUCGCUAAGUCCAAGAUGCAGCCAACACACCCCAUAAGGUUGGGUUUGGCUUUGAACUUCUCAGUGUUCUACUACGAGAUUCUCAACUCCCCAGACAGAGCGUGUCACUUAGCCAAGCAGGCGUUUGAUGACGCAAUAGCGGAACUAGAUACGUUGAAUGAAGACUCCUACAAGGACUCUACGCUCAUAAUGCAGCUAUUGCGAGACAACCUAACGCUGUGGACGAGUGAUACACAGGGCGAAGGGGACGAGGCUAAUGAUGGCGGCGAUCAAAACUGAUGAACGCAACCCCUAAUAGCAGGCUCUACUCGACCCUCUUCACUCGUACCUACAAGUGCUGAUGCUGCCGCCUAAGGGUCGAUCAUUCCUCACAGCUCCUCCCUCUAGACACCACCUAUGUCGCUGAACAUUGUAGUCGGAGUACUGCCCUACGGCGGUUGGGCGGCACGCUCCUCUGACACUACGCUCACCAGCUCUCGAUACUCACCCAUAGAAGGGCCUCGUCGAUCAACCAUCACCAUCCCUUUCGACGGCCACAGCCUUCUUUUCCUCUCGGCCUUUGCUGGCUGUACUAACAGACCCCCCUUAAUUGAAAAUGCCUGAGGGGUCUUAUUUUGUCUUCAUAGUUUGAUUAAAAAAAGAAAAAUUCUCCCAGUGCGUUUGUGACUCACCGUGGAGGAGCACGUUCCCCCAGCUGUUGUAAUAACAAUCGUGUGCAGAGACUACAGUUUAAAGCGUGAUGUGCGUGUCACAGCUCUUCACUUUUUGCCAUCCUAGAUAGAGAAAGAAAGCAAUUGCGAGAGAGAGACUGUGAAGUGAUUGAAAGACAGUGGGACCUAUUUUCUUGUUUAGAGCUCUCUGGGCCAACGUGGAGAGACAAUUAAAUCAUUUUUGAUAGUGUGAAAACAACGCUUGGGUCGGCUGGCCGCUGCUCUUCCCGGGGCCGGUCAGCCAGACUGCAUUACUUACAUUGCUAAAUAUGAACCACUUAGCAUUUUGUACUUCCCAAUGGGGUCGGGCUCCCUCGGUCCCGCCUCUUUGUAUGUAACAUUGCGUAACGACAGUCAGAGGACAAACCAACAAGUAUGAGACUGUUCUGUAUUCAUUCGUCAGUGCAUUCAUGUGGUUGUAGCAAAAGGUAAAUUGUAAUAAGUGUAAUUGUUAUAGAAUACCUGGCUUCUUGAGGGUCUAAAUUACGUUCACUAAAGUCAUUAUUGAGCUUUAAAGAUGGCCAGGGAGAAAUUCACUCGAAUGUUACAGCCCAUGAGCACUGUACAUUUAAGAUUAAUACUGUAUUAUUGGUUUCUUAGAUGUGACCCCCUUCGAAAUUGAGCUGAUUUCUGUUUUGUCGUGGCCAGUUGGUGUCUACAAGAUCAAUAAAUAAACUUAAAUGCGGUAGAAGCAGUAAUUGACUUUGUUGGAUGUAAUAAGCAUGGAGUAUGUGAAUGGAAGUUGAUUAUAAUUUUAUUUUAUUAAUUUUUUAUGUACUGAAAAUUAUUUGCGUCGCUCUUGAGGAUGUUCGGCGUCAAGGGGAGCUUAUAAGUUAAUAGGCUCGGGAAGCAAUUUCAUGUCACCAUCAGAAGGGCAGAAUUUCAUUGGUUGAUUACCAUCCUAAAGUUUUGAUCAGGAUAGUUGUGAUGCCACUUUAGCACGGGAGCAAAAUGUACAUGUCACUCAUCAUAUCCAAUCAGAUUCAUUUUGAUCAUUUCGCUUAACUGUAUAAUCAUCAGUGUAAAUAUUCCCUUUCAAGCUCUCCUGACGCCGGGAGUUCUCAAUGUGCUUUUUUUUUGGUUUUUGUUUAAUGAAGAACAUGUGAACUGAGGAGCUUUGUUUUUCUCUGGGUUUGUACUUAUUCACGAUGAUUGUAAUAGGCCAAGCACACUCGGGGGCAUUCCAAGAGGAACGGGGGGCAAGCAAGUCAAUCUGCCCAUCAGUUCCUCCAUUAUUCAUUGGGCUCGUGAAAAAUCUGCCCACCCCCAGGUUAUACUAUUUAACAUGAACGUCAAGGAAAUUUUAUUAGAACAUUUUAUUUUUAAUCUGCAUUGUCAAGAUCCUCCCCGUAAUUACGUAUUGGUAAUAAUUAAAAGAUAUAUAAAUAUAUAUUAUAUUAGCAAGUGGCCGGCGCAUCAGAUCGACUGCCAAAUGAGAUGUUUAAGAAAGCAUUAAAAUGUUUUGGUGGUAGUUUAGGUCUUUCCAAAUUUAACUUUGAAAAAUUCUUGCCCCGUUGUCAAAAUUGCUUUCCUAAAUCAACGUAAUAAACGUUUCAUAUAUA
This is a messenger RNA of Macrobrachium nipponense, 2884 nucleotides long. It is a transcript of the gene 14-3-3zeta, whose product is annotated as 14-3-3 protein zeta. The coding region runs from base 148 to 891 and encodes 247 amino acids. The record is from RefSeq and is a predicted model, not a curated record. Gene Ontology annotation, biological process: intracellular protein localization; signal transduction. NCBI's taxonomy places the organism in Eukaryota, Metazoa, Arthropoda, Malacostraca, Decapoda, Palaemonidae. The transcript is spliced from 7 exons. Gene Ontology annotation, cellular component: cytoplasm.